AUUUCGAUGAUGAUGCGUAUCUUGCGAACUUGUAAAAAAUCUGACGACGAAACGAACACCUCUGCUCGUCAAGGUAGCACUGAAACUGAGCCUGCCCACGACAUGAGUUCGAACUCCCUCGUCAAUAUCGUCAUGGCCUCGAUAUCGCCAGAUGCACCUGCUGAGUCCGCCUGGACGACUCUAGGACGUCAAGAUCCUCAGGAAGCGUUCGUCCUGGAAACCAUAAUUCCAGGGUUCAGUUUCAGUUAUGACAUCUUCCAGUGUAUGCACAAUGUAACGGCACUUUGAUGGAGUGCCGGACUUCUCUUGGGUAAAACUCUCAUACGACACAUGUGCCACUCGACUCCGCUUCCAGCAUCUCUAUCGCUGCGGUCGGCACGGUCUCUAUCGCCAAACAGUACUCGGCAGCCUUCUUUCUGUUUCGUAUUCCAUCGGGCGAUAUCCCGACUACCUCGAACUGGCGACGUGGUUCGGGCUGACCCUCUAUAUCGGCUCUCUAUUCCUAUCUGAUUGGGCUACGAAGGUAUGGUAGCUGAUCCUGUUGAAAGGCGUUGGUAUCGGUGUCGCUGGCGGUAUACCAUAUAUGCCUGUGGUGAAGCCGCUUCCUAAGUGGUUCUCUGAGCGCCGUGGACUUGCCGGCGGGAUCAUCUUUUCCGGAUCAGGCAUCGGAGAUUUUGCCUUCCCUCUCCUUCUCAGUACU
Molecule: messenger RNA, 700 nt
Organism: Dichomitus squalens LYAD-421 SS1
Lineage: Eukaryota; Fungi; Basidiomycota; Agaricomycetes; Polyporales; Polyporaceae
Exons: 6
Coding region: 7-288 (93 amino acids)
Source: RefSeq, a predicted model, not a curated record